AGUCAAGUUCAAACGCGUUGUUGUGUUGUGUGCAAAGAGUUGUGAGGAAGUUUGAUUCGCAGGGAAAUUUGUAAUAUUUUGGAGUUUUUUGGUUGCGGGGACUGCCAACUUGAAUGCGGUGACGAACGAGUUGAUCUUACCAGCGGGCCAGCAAUGGCGCACUUCCGUUACAUACUUUACACAACCUCCCUCGUACUCUUCACAACAAUACUUUUCACCACAACUGGACCACCAUGCUGUCUUGCGGAAACUUUGAUCUCCGUCGACAGCACUGUGGACCACGAUGAAGCCCUCGAUUCCAACGUUACCGACUUGAUCACCAACCACCACCAGCAACUACCCCGGCCAAUUGUGACCCCGUUGGACACCAGCCAGGUUCAACCGAAGCGCAUGAAACACAAAGUGACCAUCAAAAGGCGGAAAAAUGGUAGCAAUAGUCAUCAAGCUGGAAGAAACAAGACCACAACUACAACCUCAACCUCCGGAAGCAACAAGAACUCCCGUCCGAAAAAGUCCAAGCGAAAGCCCACCAUGCAAAGUGCACUGCAGACGGCGGCCCGGAAGGGCCUGGAAGCGAUGGUCGAGCUGUUUGAUCGGCAAGAACCGGAAAUGCUGCGAAAAGGGGAUGUUCUCGAGCCCAACGAUCCCGGAGCGAUGCUGGCCAAGUUUAGCUCGUCAGAUGAAACGCCGGAACAUAUUGGGAAGGCCGGCUAUGCGGCCCUAGUGGCGGCCAAGCAGCUGAAGGAAAGCACCAACGUCGAGUAUGUGGCCAUCGGACGGCAGGCACCGCCCAAGAUAUCCCUCAAGAGGACCCCGCUGGAGGGGAUGUGUCCAUCGCGGGACCCGCCGCCGUGCGUUCCGGCCAGCCGCCGCUACCGGACCCACGACGGGACGUGCAACAACCGGAAGCGACCGCGCUGGGGUUCGGCCCAGAUGCCCUUUCAUCGGUUCCUGGCGCCCGAGUACGCAGACGGAGUGGAGGGAAUCAGACGUUCCAUCCACAACGCCCAGCUCCCGUCGGCCCGCUUCGUCAGCCUGGUCGUGCACGGCACCCGCCAGGAGGAAGCCCCCGUCACGAUGAUGCUCGCGCUGUGGGGUCAACUGCUCGAUCACGACCUGACCGCAACCGCCCAACCCCGCAGCCUCAACGGCUCGACCCCGCGCUGCUGCGGCAAAUCCGACGACGAUCUGCACCCGUCCUGCCUUCCGAUCAAGGUUCCGCUGGACGACCCGUGGCUUUCGCCGUUGGGCGUCCGCUGUCUGGAGUUUUUGCGAUCGGCACCGGCCCAACGGCGGGACUGCUUGCUUUCCUGGAGGGAGCAGACCAACCAGGUGACUUCGUACAUUGACGCGUCGCCGAUUUACUCGAGCAACCCGCGGACGUCGGACAAUGCGCGGAUCUUUAGGAGUGGACUGUUGCUGUUUGGACGGGGACCACCGAGUGAGGACGUUUGCUUCCGGGCAGCGCUGGCGAAUCAGUGCAUUAGGCCGGGGGACGCUCGGAGUGGUGAGCAGCCGGGACUGUUGAUGUUGCACAUGGUUUGGGUGAAUGAGCACAACCAGAUCGCGACACGGCUGUCGGAUAUUAAUCCGCACUGGAGCGACGAGAAGUUGUACCAGGAGACGAGACGGAUCGUGGGGGCGAUGUUCCAGCAUGUGACGUAUCGGGAGUUUUUGCCGGUGAUUUUGGGGAAGGAGGUUUCGAGACUGUUCAACUUGGAGCUUGAGACGAGCGGGUUCUAUAAGGGGUACGACCCGGGGGUGAAUCCAACGGUGGCGAACGAGUUUUCGGCGGCGGCGUUCCGCUUUGGGCACUCGUUGAUUCAGGGGUCUUAUAUGCGGGCGGAUCGACACCACCGGUUUAUUCUGAACAACGUGACGUUGCACGAGGAGACGGCGGACGGUGAUCUGGGGGGACCCGGGUCGUUGCAUCGGCUGGUGCGCGGGAUGGUCAAUCAGAGGGCGCUGAAGCGGGACGAGUUUAUCACGGCAGAACUGACGAACCAUCUGUUUCAAACGAGAAGUUUCCCGUUUGGACUGGACUUGGCAGCGAUCAAUAUCCAGCGAGGUCGCGAUCACGGCAUUCAGCCGUACGUCAACUGGCGGAUUCCUUGCGGACUGACGCCCAUCAAGAACUGGGAAGAUCUGGACCGGGUUUCCGGUCCAGCGUCGGCGCAUCGAUUGCGCAAGGCGUACCGCUCCGUUGACGAUAUCGAUCUGUUUGUGGGAGGUCUGGCGGAGCGGCCGGUCGUUGGGGGUAUCGUAGGACCCACGUUCUCCUGUAUUAUUGCUCAGCAAUUUAGCAAUCUUCGCAAGGGGGAUCGGUUCUGGUACGAAAACCCCGGGUUCGAGUCCUCGUUCACGCCAGCCCAGCUGGAAUCUAUCCGCCAGGUGGCGUUUUCACAGGUUCUGUGCCGUGCACUGGGAGGGGGAACCUUGCAACCCCACGUCUUUCUACCGGCAGACAACGGACAGAACGAACGACUCCCUUGCGACUCGAAACUGAUGGCACCGAUCGACCUGGAACCGUGGACAGAACGUGAUCCCUUUACCAGACCGAAUGACUCACCCAACGAACCCGCCACUGGACAGAGUGACAACCUGAUUGACCUCGAUGCGCUACAGGCGAUCGUAUCCUCAACCACCACGACCAGACGAACCCCACUGCCGACCAAAGCAGCGAACGUGAUCAACAAAGUCGACUUUAUACCGAACGGACACACCGGACUUCAAAUACCUUCCAACGGACAGAUCGUACUGAACUCGCCGAGACCGCAGACUACAGUCGUGAACAAUAAACUAGACCUGAACCUUGGAACGCAACCGACCCCGCAGAACAAACCUACGACGGCGAUCGACAACAAACUUGACCUCACAACCGUACCGCCAAAACGUAAACCAACCCGAAAGACCACACCAAAACGAAGACCAACUCCGUCCAGCAACCUAGUUGUAAACAACCUCGACUUUAGCUUGAAACGUGACUCGCUUGACAAUACAACCGCUGACGAAACCGUACGACACCGACGUGACGUGACUUUCAUAAACCUCUCGAAACUGUUUACACGGGAAGACAACGCGACCUUGCCCAAGAACAACCCCGCACUUCGACGUGGCUACUAUCCGGCACCUCCGGAUCCACCCUCCGACUACGACGACGUCAACAACUACGACUACGGAGACGGACCAGUGUACGUAAAACCCGGCUACGGAUACGAACCUCCCGCGACUGAACCACCCCCACAGAACCCUUACUACUACCCGGCGACGGAGGAACCUCCACCACAACCACCCUACUGUGGCUACAACUGCUACCAACCGCCCAUGACCACGUACAACCCGUACGGACUGGACACACGCAAACCGGCACGAACGACUCCCAAACGAGGACAACCCAGCAAGAUCAUUACCCCGAACAAUGACUAUGACCCACAGAAGCGACGAACGACCCCGAGACCUCAACCACCUCAACAGCAACAACAACAACAACGCACGACAACCCAACGCACCGUUAUACAAAGACCCGGACUUGUAGUAAUAAAUGACGUUCGACCACCAACCAACAACAACAACCGACCAAACGACAAGCCUAUCUUUCUAUCACCUUCUUCUUCUUCCUCUUCACCUUCCGCUUCUCUCAACUCUUUCCCUCAAAGCUCUAAGAACCCUUCACCGUCUUCUGCCUCUCAGUCUGUCUUUUCCGUCGACCCUCGACCUCAGUUUUCCUCUUCACGACCUCAACCUCAACCUCAAUCUGUCCCUUCGCCUAUCUUCUCUCAGAAAAAGCCCAACUUUAAAAAACCCCCGAAAGAACUCCGCACCGACCUGCCGACCCGAAUCGACGCCAAACAUGACUACGACUACGACAGCUUGAUACCGGACGGACUGACAUCCAACAUUGACGAACACGACGGCUACCUGCGACCGGAACAGAACGCGUACGAACCACUGAAAAAGACCCCGGACCUGGAAACGUACCGCAACUACAGCGCAUUCAACAACGUCGACCGACGCCGACAGACGGCGGCACCGUACGAGGUGCCCACGGGACGCGUACUCUGGACCGACGGACGCGACCUGGGACGGUACGCGGAAGCGUACCAACUGCACGAAACCGACGACCGACGGGACCAAUUUGUGGGACCGUACAUUGACCAGACGGGACACGACACGACCACCGACUCCGCUGAUCAAACGACCAACGUUACGGAACGGAACGAUACCGAAGACGAUGACGACAAAGUAGACGAGACGAUUCUUACCGAGGACGUUGAAGAAGACGCGAUCAGUACGAAACUAGACCUGACCGACGACUUCCCGGACAUCCACGCACGAACCUCCCACAAGGACACGAUACACGCGUUACUGGACGUCGACUCGGACAACGCUAACGAACUGCCGAAACUACCACGAUUUGACCAGCCAGACUCCGACGACGACGUCGACGCAACUCGACCAAGCUCUACGACAAGACGCACGACGUCACGCAAACGACGGCCGACCCGACCAAAACGACCCACGAACCACGCCACGACAAACGACCGACGACAGCCGGGAAUUGCACUGGUUCCCUUCGUGCUACUAACGAGUAUUGAACGACCGGACAACUGGGUGAUGUUCAAUGUGGCCAAGUCGAAGAAGCGCAAUCCGCUGCCGGAAGUGCCGCAGCUGAAGAGCGACGUCUUUUCGCUGAGCGAACUGCCGAAGCCGAUCGCCGAGGAGGAUUGACCACCUGACUGACGCUUGAGACUGAGACUGACACAAAACGAAGACAGACAAAAAGUGACAACUUGAAGACGUGAACGUACGAGGAUGACUGGUGACUGAAUUGAUGUGAACGUCGACUGACUUGACUGACAUGGCUGACGAUUGACGACUGACAAUUUGACUGAUGUGACUGAUUGACUGAAACACGCCCAACAUGAAAAAAUGACUUGAAACUGAUUCCAUAACUGCAUUUUAAUCUUUAUACUCACAAACAACUGCAAUGUUUGGACAGACGUUUUGUUAUCAACUAUUUAUUUAUUUAUUUAUAUUUAUUAAAGAAUAUUAUAACCUA
Messenger RNA from Culex quinquefasciatus (southern house mosquito), 5059 nucleotides. RefSeq lists its product as uncharacterized. The record is from RefSeq and is a predicted model, not a curated record. The transcript is spliced from 7 exons. Gene Ontology annotation, biological process: response to oxidative stress. Bases 154 to 4728 code for a protein of 1524 amino acids. Gene Ontology annotation, molecular function: heme binding; peroxidase activity. Lineage: Eukaryota; Metazoa; Arthropoda; Insecta; Diptera; Culicidae.